AUGCGAGUACCAAUUCGAUCCUACCUCGCGUCAGCGGCUGCCGCCUUGUCCGUAUCCGCUGAGCUGGCGGUAGGAACAGCGGUAGCACAGACCAAUUACUCAACAUGGAUGGCGACGAGCCUCAUGUCGCGCAGCCAGGGCAUCAUGACCGGCAACGGCGGCUCCUCCGAGCUGCUGCAGGCCGGCAUCACCCAGCGGGCCCUCUCCGCCCUCGUCGCGCAGUACCCGGAUCAUACCCUCGCCGCCGGCAUCCGGGACUACAUCCACCGUAGCGCGUCAUCCGUCGUGCCCUUCAUCUUAAACGCUACCUACGACGCGCUCUCGUACCCUAUGGACCGCCUGCUCACCGGUGACACCCUUCUGUCGCUGUACUCGCCUACUGACAAUAACACCACCUCCUUCCGCGUCGCCGCCGACGCGCUGCGCCAUAGCAUCGACCUCAACCGUCGCAACUACGAGGGCGGCCUUUGGUAUUUUGUCUACCCGCAGUGGAGCUAUCUCGACGGCAUGGUAUCGCUCGCGCCCUUCUACACCUUGUACACCGCCGCCACCGAACCGUCGCUCACCACUGAGAAUGCAACCGACGCGUUGGACGACAUGUUCCAUCAGCUCGACUUGCUCUGGAACCGCACGCGCAACGCCACCAGCGGACUGCUAGUGCACGGCUACGACGCGUCCAAGACCGCCGUCUGGGCUGAUCCCGACACAGGCGCGAGCCCCCACGUCUGGGACCGCAGCUUGGGAUGGUACUUUAUGGCCCUAGUGGACACGCUGGAGGUGCUGCCGGAGAAGUCGACGUGCAAGUACCGCGAACGUAUCCUUGAGAAGUUCCGGUCCCUCGCCAGCGCGGUGAUGCAGGCUGUGGACCCGGCGACCGGUGGCUGGUGGCAGGUCAUGGACGCGCCAGGACAGGAGGGGAAUUACAUCGAAUCGAGUGGCAGCGCCAUGUUUUCGUACGCGCUGCUGAAGGGCUCGCGGCUAGGGUACUUGCCACCGGCGCAAGUGCCACAUGCAUCGGAUAUCGGAAGUCGGGCCCAGGAGUACUUGUCCAACACCUUUGUCGUGCGUGAGGCGAACGGAACGGUAGGAUAUAACGGGACUGUGGCCGUGUGCAGUCUCAACUCCACCGCAACCUACGACUACUACGUCCAUCAACCUAUACUGUACAAUAGCGUGCUAGGCUCUGCCGCCUACAUACUCGCGUCCCUUGAGGCAGAGCGUCUCGGAAAGGCGUGA
Messenger RNA from Hypoxylon fragiforme, 1236 nucleotides. Its product is annotated as glycoside hydrolase family 105 protein. The record is from RefSeq and is a predicted model, not a curated record. The transcript has 2 exons. Gene Ontology annotation, biological process: carbohydrate metabolic process. Bases 1 to 1236 code for a protein of 411 amino acids. Lineage: Eukaryota; Fungi; Ascomycota; Sordariomycetes; Xylariales; Hypoxylaceae.